This is a messenger RNA of Notolabrus celidotus (New Zealand spotty), 2496 nucleotides long. Its product is annotated as 6-phosphofructo-2-kinase/fructose-2,6-bisphosphatase 4-like. Gene Ontology annotation, cellular component: cytosol. Gene Ontology annotation, molecular function: ATP binding; 6-phosphofructo-2-kinase activity; fructose-2,6-bisphosphate 2-phosphatase activity. The transcript is spliced from 15 exons. Gene Ontology annotation, biological process: fructose metabolic process; fructose 2,6-bisphosphate metabolic process. The record is from RefSeq and is a predicted model, not a curated record. Lineage: Eukaryota; Metazoa; Chordata; Actinopteri; Labriformes; Labridae. Bases 92 to 1603 code for a protein of 503 amino acids.
CAGUGUGGCCAGUUAGAACCACGUGACGGCAGUAGAGAGAAAGACCGGGGUGCAGACUCAAAGCGGUCUCCAUCCCCGCAGAGCAGAGCGGAUGAAACACCGGUCACCUUCAGAGCAGCAUCCCGGGAAAAGGCCCCGUGUUCCCGCCGCGGCUGCCUCCAGUACACCGCAAGACGGAAUGGAGGACAAAACACCAACAAACCCGCGGGAACUCACCCAAAAUCCGCUCAAGAAGAUCUGGAUGCCCUGUAAAAAUGGCCUUCCUGAAAAACACAUUUCGCAAAGAAAGGUAUGUAUGACCAACUGUCCUACCCUGAUUGUGACUGUGGGCCUUCCUGCCAGGGGGAAGACCUACAUCUCCAAGAAACUGACCCGUUACCUGAACUGGAUUGGCGUGCCCACCAGAGAGUUUAAUGUCGGGCAGUACAGGAGAGAGUUCGUGAAGAUAUACAAGUCCUUCGAAUUCUUCCGUCCAGACAACGAGGAGGGUUUAAGGAUCAGAAGACAGUGUGCAUCAGCAGCGUUGAAUGAUGUGCGGCAGUAUCUCACAGAGGAAGGAGGCCAGGUUGCGGUUUUUGACGCAACAAACACCACACGAGAAAGAAGGGAAACCAUCAUCGAGUUUGCAGAGCAGAAUGGCUUCAAGGUGUUCUUUGUGGAGUCUGUGUGUGAAGACCCGGAUGUCAUACAGGAGAACAUAGUGCAAGUAAAGCUGAGCAGCCCUGAUUACACAAACUGCAACACUGAGGAGGCGGUGGAAGACUUCAUGAAGAGGAUCAAGUGUUAUGAAAACUCCUAUGAGACGCUGGAUGAAGUCUUGGACAGGGAUCUCUCCUAUAUCAAAAUCAUGGACGUGGGUCAGCGUUACUCAGUCAACAGGGUGUUGGACCACAUCCAGAGCCGGAUUGUCUACUACCUCAUGAACAUUCACAUCACACCACGAUCCAUCUACCUGUGUCGCCAUGGUGAGAGCGAGCUCAACGUCAAGGGGAGGAUUGGAGGAGACUCCGGCCUCACACCAAGAGGCAAAGAGUUUGCCAAGAAACUGAGCCACUUCAUCCAGUCACAGGGCAUCAGCGAACUGAAGGUGUGGACCAGUCAGAUGAAGAGAACCAUCCAGACUGCCGAGGCCCUCAACGUGCCCUAUGAACAGUGGAAGGUCCUGAACGAGAUUGAUGCAGGUGAUUGUGAGGAGUUGAUGUAUGAGGAGAUCCAGGACCACUAUCCUCUGGAGUUUGCUCUGAGGGACCAGGACAAAUAUCGUUAUCGAUAUCCAAAAGGAGAGUCCUAUGAGGAUCUGGUGCAGCGGUUGGAGCCCGUCAUCAUGGAGCUGGAGCGGCAGGAGAACGUGCUGGUUAUCUGUCAUCAGGCUGUCAUGCGCUGCCUGUUGGCAUAUUUUUUGGACAAGACAGCAGAGGAGCUACCGUAUCUUAAGUGCCCGCUCCACACCGUGCUGAAGCUAACGCCAGUGGCCUACGGCUGUAAAGUGGAGUCCAUCUGCUUAAAUGUGGAGGCUGUCAACACACACCGGGAAAGACCAGAGAACGUAGAAGUGUCGCGGAUGUCAGAGGAAGCUUUGCUUACAGUGCCAGCUCACCAAUGAAGCAGAGUCCCUCACCCCAUCCUCCAUUACCCUUCUAAUGUUACCAUCCAUCGUACCACUGAGGAUGCCCUGCAGACCGUCCCUCCUCAUCUCUGACAGCCUGCUGCAGCUGGACCUUCUCUCUCACUCCUUUGGAUGGACUCAUCAGGGUGAAGGUCCUCCUCCUCCUUCACCACUCCUGCCACACUCUUCACCUUGUGUUCUUCAUUUUCAAGAAAUUUGAAGGAAACCGACCUGAACACUUGUUCUGUUAGGACCUUGUAAGGGUUUCAUGACGCUACAAUCUGUUGUUCUCCACACUACAGGUUCACUUUAUUUAUCAAUCAGACUGUUGUCUUGCACUGAGGGGAUUCCAACACCUGAUUAUUUGUUUCUAUAUUCACUGUGGUGUGUUCAUCUGUGCAACACUAAACCUGGCAGCACUAAAGCUUCCUGUAAUAUUUUGAAGUAUUGAACAUGUAGUGUCAACAAAUUAUCAUGUGACUCGUGUGUGACAUGGUGUUGUAUUGUGCAAUCAUUGUUUAAUGUGAAAGUGUCUUCAGUGAUAGUGUGCAAUAUGAAGUUUAUAUCUACUUGAAAAUAAUAAUAUGAAGCUUACUAUUAAGAUAAUGAGGUUGAAUGAAGUGACGAACAAGCUCUCAUUAAAUUAUUUUCUAAGGUGGAGGGAAAAGUCACCUAUGUUUUUUUUUGUAAUAUCAAGGUAAAAUGAAAUGCGGUUGAUUCCACACACCGAGGUUUGGUGAAAUUAAAACACGUCCUUGUCACUUUUCAUAAAAAGAACAUAUCGGAGCGCACACGGGAUUGGAAUCUUCAACAUGCAAUGUUAGCUCAAAGCUUCUAUGUAUGUAUAUCCAACUCAACUAUAAUAAAGAUGUGUUAUUUUUAUAAACCAA